AUGGUUAUCAGACACCUUAAUACAGCGGGCCUGGUUAUUCGCACCAUCGAAGAAAAGGGUAGAGGUGUAUUUGCAACAUCGAGUAUACCAGCCCGAACUUUAAUCGACAUCAGUCCGGUCCUAUUGUUCAGUACUGAAGAAUACACUCAUGCUAGGCGUACUGUGGUUGACCACUACACGUUCGUAUGGAACGAUUGUGGAAACUCAUUCAUGGCCCUGCCACUUGGGCUAGGCUCGAUUUUCAAUCACUCGCGCGAGCCAAAUGUUUCAUACCAAUUGGACAAGAAGGCAAAAACAAUUGAGUAUAGAACUACAAGACAGAUCGAUCCAGGAGAUGAGUUAUGCAUAUAUUAUGGCAGCGAUGAUAAGCUAUGGUUCCAUAUGCAAGGGGAUUCGACAAUUCCCCCAGACUUACUGCUACCUUGGGAAGAAUCACAGCCAUUGCCUUUUGGGCUCUCUGUAGAUGUAGAAGAUAUCGAUGUGGAUAAAGUAUUAGAAGGGAGGACCACAACUCUGGAGGGAGUUAUGAGCAAACCGCUAUUUCAAGUGGUCAAGGUACUCAGUCAAGACGAACAGGAAGAGGCACCUGGAAUGCCAAUAACAACCAUGGAUGUCUGGGCUGUGGACGUAACAAUACCCUCUCUUCUGAAAUCGUUUAUGGAUACAGUGAGGAAGAAUGGGUUAGAUACAGAUGAUCUUAAGCAUCUCAAGCGAGUGAGAACAAUCAACGGCAAAAAAUCAAUCAUUCUCUCGUCCGCUGGCACCCCUGAGACACUGCUUCCUCAGCUACCAGAGGGUGUAGGUUCUCCAUAUAUAAUCCAAGUGCCAAAACGCGUCGCUAACUCACAAGAACAACUCAUUAGAAAGAACGAACUAUGGCCGGUUAACUACAAUCCACAUAUUAUAGCUGAAGAGCACAUAUGGACUCCAGAGGAAACUGAAUGGUUGAAGUCGGGUAUCAAUGCAGCCAUUUCUGCAGCGUUGCAAGCCAAGAACACCGGAGAGCUCCCAAUCGGCGUUCAUAUCAAACCCCCUCUAGGUGUGGUUGGACCAAUUGUUACAGCCUAUGACGCGAGGCAAUCCUUAGGACACCCACUACGACAUGCUGCCCAAGUAGCCUUAUACGCGUUGUUUAUUGCAAUGAUCACAACAGGCGAAUCAAAUUUAACCCUGGAUAUAGAAUGUGUUAGCAUUGUGAAACCAGCUAUAACCUUCCUCUUCUUCAAUUAUAAUAUACUCUUGGGGGCGACUUUAGCAAUCGCGUUCGUUUGGCCUCUUUUCAAUCAAACCUCAACGAACGAUGCAUUGUCCAAAGUGUUUCGCUUGCAAACAUUAUUCGUGGCACUGUCAUUGAUUGCCGGGACUGUUAAUUUCGCUACGAUCGUGAUAUUAUUGCCGGGCCAACAUGUCCGAAUACUGGUAUCCAUGGGCGCCUUCGAAAUUACUGUCAACGUAAUUGCUACCGCAUUAUCGAAUCAAUAUACCUAUAGAGUCUUGCCUGAAGCUAUUCCCAAAAGGAGUACGGGGCCCGCGGAACCUAACUCACAUGCUUCUCCACCUAACUACCAAGCUAACACAGUGGGACUCUAUCGAACUUCGGCAUCCUUCCCUUUGCCUACUACCUCACCUUCUACUAGAGUUACCACACCUGAGGUCUCAAAUAUGUCGGAAACGAUCAAAACCAAACUCGAAACCCCACCACCCAGAGUCUCAUUCAAACAGACCAGAGGAUCCUAUUUCAACUUUAUGUCUUCUCUAGUUAACUUAUAUUCCGCCCGGGAGCCCACUAUCGACCCUGAGCGACGUAGAACAGGUUACAGACACUCGGACUCGGUCUACUCUGCCUUCAAGCGAGCCUAUCAAUGA
Molecule: messenger RNA, 1866 nt
Organism: Rhizoctonia solani
Lineage: Eukaryota; Fungi; Basidiomycota; Agaricomycetes; Cantharellales; Ceratobasidiaceae
Product: cytidine and deoxycytidylate deaminase zinc-binding region protein
Exons: 13
Coding region: 1-1866 (621 amino acids)
Molecular function (GO): protein binding
Source: RefSeq, a predicted model, not a curated record